GGACAGCUCUGUCCUUGGCAGUGCCACCAUGCCCAGUGGGGACAGCUCUGUCCCUGGCAGUGCCACCAUCCCCACUGGGGACAGCUCUGUCCCUGGCAGUGCCACCAUUCCCACCAGGGACAGCUCUGUCCCUGGCAGUGCCACCAUCCCCACUGGGGACAGCUCUGUCCCUGGCAGUGCCACCAUUCCCACCGGGGACAGCUCUGUCCCUGGCAGUGCCACCAGCCCUGGUGGUGGCUCUCCCAGCAGUGGCUCUCCUGGUGGUGACAGUUCCACUGUCCCCGUGCAGGACAGGCCAGUCAAGGGCAGUGCCACCAGCCCUGGUGGCAGCUCUCCUGGAGGUGGCAGUGCCACCACUCCCCUCACUGGGGACAGGCCAGCCAGUGGCAGUGCCACCAUCCCUGCCAGGGACAGGGACAGCCCAGCUGGUGGCAAUGCCAUCAUCCCUGCUGGGGACAGGCCAGUCAGUGACAGUGCCACCAUUCCUGCCAGAGACAGCCCGUCCAGGGGCAGGGACACCCUCCCCACCAAGGACAGGCUGGGCAGUGGCAGUGGCACCGUCCCUGCCAGGGACAGUCCAGCCAGUGGCACUGCCACCUGCCCCCCCAGUGCCACCGUCCCUGCCAGGGACAGCACGUCCAGGGGCAGUGCCACCAUCCCUGUUGGGGACAGCACGUCCAGGGGCAGUGCCACCAUCCCUGCCAGGGACAGCCCGUCCAGGGGCAGUGCCACCACCCCCAUUGGGGACAGCACAUCCAGGGGCAGUGCCACCACCCCUGUCAGGGACAGCACGUCCAGGGGCAGUGCCACCACCCCUGUCAGGGACAGGCCAGUCAGUGGCACUGUCCCUGUCAGGGACAGGCCGGUCAGUGGCAGUGCCACCAUCCCCUCCAGGGACAGUCCAACCAGGGGCAGGGACACCCCCCCUGUCAGGGACACCCCAUCCAGGGUUAAUGCCACCACCCCCUCCAGGGACAGUCGAGCUGGUGGCAGUGGCACCAUCCCUGUCAGGGACAGCCCAUCCAGGGGCAGUGCCACCAUCCCCAGGGGCAGUGGCACCGUCCCUGUCAGGGACAGCCCAUCCAGGGGCAGUGCCACCAUUCCCUCUGGGGACAGCCCUGCUGGUGGCAGUGGCACCAUCCCCGUCAGGUACAGCCCAGUGAGUGGCAGUGCCACCAUUCCCAGUGGCAGUGCCACCAUCCCCAUCAGGGACACCCCAUCCAGGGGCAGUGGCACCAUUCCCGUCAGGGACAGCCCUGCUGGUGGCAGUGCCACCAUCCCAGUCAGGGACACCCCAUCGAGGGGCAGUGCCACCAUCCCUGUCAGGGACAGCCCUGCUGGUGGCAGUGCCACCAUCCCCGUCAGGGACACCCCAUCGAGGGGCAGUGCCACCAUCCCUGUCAGGGACACCCCAUCCAGUGGCAGUGGCACCAUCCCUGUCAGGGACACCCCAUCGAGGGGCAGUGGCACCAUCCCCUCUGGGGACAGCCCCGCCGGUGGCAGUGCCACCAUCCCCGUCAGGGAUGUCCCCUCCCGGCCCGUCCAGCCCACCCGUGUCAGCGUCAUCAGGGACGGCAGGACCCGGGGCCGGGUGGCACCGCCCGUGGACCCCCUGGCACUGCAGGGCCUCGGCAGGGCCGGGACCCCCCUGGGGGGCACCGGGGACUGGGGGGACCCCCGGGGACACCCCCACGGCGCACCCCGGGACGGACAGACGGGCACGGGCACGGGUCCUGCUGCCAGCGCUGCACAACAUCUGGAUGUGUCCCCUCACCCCCCCCGACCGCACCAGUAAAAACCAGUCACUCCGC
Chiroxiphia lanceolata (lance-tailed manakin) is the source of this 1811-nucleotide messenger RNA. RefSeq names its product polysialoglycoprotein-like. The transcript has 3 exons. NCBI's taxonomy places the organism in Eukaryota, Metazoa, Chordata, Aves, Passeriformes, Pipridae. The coding region runs from base 29 to 1795 and encodes 588 amino acids. The record is from RefSeq and is a predicted model, not a curated record.